Molecule: messenger RNA, 2045 nt
Organism: Photinus pyralis (common eastern firefly)
Lineage: Eukaryota; Metazoa; Arthropoda; Insecta; Coleoptera; Lampyridae
Product: G-protein coupled receptor Mth2-like
Exons: 7
Coding region: 1-1437 (478 amino acids)
Biological process (GO): cell surface receptor signaling pathway; G protein-coupled receptor signaling pathway
Cellular component (GO): membrane
Molecular function (GO): G protein-coupled receptor activity
Source: RefSeq, a predicted model, not a curated record
AUGAACCACAUUUUAAGUCAAUUUUUAAUAGCAGGUCUAAUCCAUGCUUCCAAAAUGCAAAUUCUUAACAAAAGUUUGCCGGCAAAGUACUCAUUUGACACAUACCUUUUUGAUCAAACAAGUAGUGAUUGCGAAUGCGAUGAAGAAACGGCGUGCGUCAGAAAGUGUUGUGCCUUAAACUACUUUUGGAGCGAAAAAAGUUGUACCUUUCAUGCUGGUACCCAGUUUGACACGGCCGUUUAUAUUGGUGAUCAAAAUGUGACAACCUCAAAGAGGUGUUACAUUUGGGGGAAAUUUCAGUGCGCCGGAGAAGGGUUUUAUUUUCGAUUAGAGCCCUACAACUAUUCCGCCGAUGUCUUCUAUCCUCAGUAUGAUGGUAGACUAUGGCUUCCAAGUACCAAUAAACACUUCCCUGCGAGUGGCUAUUGCUUGGAUUAUUUUGAAGAUAAUCGCAUUUCCGCCCUUGUAUGCGAAGAUGCAAUGCUUAAAACUGAGGCACGAAUUAAUAGCGUAGGUAUGAUGGUAUCACUUCCAUUUUUACUGGCCACAUUUGUAGUGUACAUGCUGCUACCGAACAAAAAUCUUCAUGCAAUGUCUCUAAUGUGUUACGCUAUUUCAUUGUUUGGAGCUUAUCUUUGUUUAGUUCUAGCAAAAGAAGUGAGCGGUAUUGCUGGUCCGAGUUGCGUAGUGCUAGCCACUUCGUGUCUGUAUUUCUUCAUGAGCUCGUUUCUGUGGAUGAAUUUAUUCUCGUUUACUAUUUGGCGAUCUUUCGGGAAACUCUCCAGUGGAAAUGCUGCAAGAAACACGUCCAACUAUAUGCUACUUUAUGGGUUGUACACAUGGGGCGGCGCAUUGCUUUUCGUUGCUGCAAUAACGAUAAUUGACAGACUAACACCACCAGGCCAAUGGUACACUCCAGGACUUGGUGACGGUCAGUGCUGGUUUACACCGGGCUAUCCUAGCCUUUUAUAUUUUUAUGGCCCAUUGAGCAUCAUUACUUUGGCCGAUGUAGUGUUCUUUACACAAACUGCUUGGAGAAUUAAAAAUUUGCAACGCGAGAUCGCCAUAUUAAAGAAAAAUGGUAAUGCGAUUAGUGGCAGAAAUCGCGAACAACAAACGUUUUACUUGUACUUGAAGUUUUUUGUAAUAAUGGGCAUAAACUGGAUGACUGAAAUAAUCUCGUGGAUAAUCAAUUGGCAAGUUGAAGCAGUGCCUUCAGCUGUGUGGAUUUUAACCGACUUGAUCAACGCACUGUCUGGAGUUUUUAUUUUUUUCAUAUACGCUUAUAAGACUUGUACCUGGAAGUUAUUGCUACGCAGAUACUCCUCACCAGCAAAAGUGAACGUGCGUUGCCGCUACAAAAACCAUACCACAACCACUACUACCACUACCACUGUAGCCAUCAUUUCUAUUACCAAGACAGUCAGCGACGAAUAGAGUCAACCGAGUUGUGUAUAUAAACUUUCGUUAUAACAAUUAGAAUCUGUUUUCAUGAAAGAGAUGAUAAAACAUUUAAUAGCUCAACCACGGCACGGUAAUCAAAGUUCUCCUGCACUUAGUUUAAGAUGAUGCAGUGUCACUGAAGGAGCCGUUAUCAGUUUCACAUUUUUUUACUUUUCACUAUUUUCCCGUAAAAUUCAACGCAAGUUCCGCGAGUUUUACAGUAGAAUCAAUGAAUAUCUGGAAGGGGAUUAAGGGACUGUGUGAUUUAUUACACCAUAAAGGGAAUAAUUGUGCAGGACGUUAAAACCGCAUUGAGAACGCGCGUUUUCACUUCAUAAUUUUAGAAUCCAGGAAAUAUAUGAUUUUAGGAUGACAAAUUCAUGGUAGGUCAAGGACAGAUUAAUUAAACGCACUGGGUUGUUCUUCGCUACAAAAAAAAUCAGUUGUGUUGCCGUUAAUGAACAAAAGGGAACUACACUUGAUUGUUGGAAUACGUACGUAAAAUUAGUGCAAGUGCCUCUGAAUCUACCGAUGCUAUAUAUUUUGUUUAUGUACGAGUAUGUUGAUGGCUGAUUUAUUGAUAUUGUUGUUAUAGUCCAGGA